Molecule: messenger RNA, 2981 nt
Organism: Jatropha curcas
Lineage: Eukaryota; Viridiplantae; Streptophyta; Magnoliopsida; Malpighiales; Euphorbiaceae
Product: Zinc finger (C3HC4-type RING finger) family protein
Source: RefSeq, a predicted model, not a curated record
CGCCAGCACUAUCUAUCUAUCUUCUCCCUCCAAACCAAAAGGUCAAAAAAACCCACUUUCCUUCUCUCUCUCUCUCUAUCGCUUUCAUGGUCACAACCCUAUAACCUCUCUUCUAAAACACUUCUCUCCUCUUUCUCCUAGCCUAGCAUAGCAAGCAAAACCAAUCUUUUCUUUGCUAAACCAAAGCAAGAAUAUUUUUUUAGAAAAAAAAAAAGGAGAAAAACAUGUUUAAUGUUCAUUUCUAUAGCCAUUGCUCUAUGAGUACUGAUGGUUUCUUGAAUAGAUAGGGAGAAAAGAAAGAUUCUUGAUUUGGGUUUUCUUUUUCAGUGGAUGAUAGAUCUAAAAGAAAUGGGAAGUAAGUGGAGAAAAGCAAAACUGGCACUUGGCCUUAAUAUGUGCCUUUACGUUCCUCAAACUCAUGAGCAAGAUUCUUCCUCUUUGCCUUCAAGAUUCUCCGACGCUGUUUCGCUUUCUCCUGCCACUGCUCUUUCCGGCGGCUCGACUACUCCUACUCCGUCCUCUUCUGGCCUCCGCUUGUCCAAAUCCGGACCCAAAUCCUCUAAGAAUACUUGUCCAAUAUGCCUGACCACCAUGAAACCAGGACAGGGCCAUGCCAUUUUUACAGCUGAAUGCUCGCACUCUUUCCACUUCCAUUGUAUUACGUCUAAUGUAAAGCAUGGGAACCAGGUAUGCCCAGUUUGCAGAGCAAACUGGAAAGAAGUUCCCUUUCAAAACCCGACUACUGACAUUUCACAUGGAAGGCCAAGAAAUAAUUCAGUUGGUUGGCCUGCCAGAGAUGAUGCCUGGAUGACUGUUCUAAGACGGCUGCCUCCUGCUCGGCCAGAUUCAAACCGGCAUAUUUCAUCAUUUUAUCAUGCUCCAGAACCUUCUAUGUUUGAUGAUGAUGAGACCUUAGAUCAGCAUGGUGAGGUUGGUGAGAGAAACAUGCCUAUUAAAAGUAAUGCUGAUACCAGUUCCAUGAGAAAAAUAGAGGUCAAAACAUAUCCAGAAGUUUCAGCUGUUUCAAGAUCAGCCUUUCAUGAUAAUUUCACAGUACUAGUACAUCUUAAGGCUCCUGUUAAAAGUGGAAGGUGUAAUAGCAGCACUGAUUUUGCUGAAUUGCCACAACAAAAUUCUCGUGCUCCUGUUGACCUUGUUACAGUACUUGAUGUUAGUGGCAGCAUGGCGGGUACAAAGCUUGCUUUGCUAAAACGAGCGAUGGGGUUUGUUAUACAGAAUCUUGGCCCCUCUGAUAGACUCUCUGUCAUUGCCUUCUCAUCCACAGCCCGUCGCCUUUUUCAUCUUCAACGUAUGAAUGAGACUGGAAGGCAGGAGGCAUUACAGGCUGUUAAUUCUUUGACCUCUAACGGUGGAACAAAUAUUGCUGAAGGCUUAAGGAAAGGUGCCAAGGUGAUAGUAGAUCGAAAGUGGAAGAAUCCAGUUGCCAGUAUCAUUUUAUUAUCUGAUGGGCAGGAUACAUAUACUGUCACUAGUCCAAGUGGUACACAUUCGAGAACAGCUAACAAGUCUCUUCUGCCAAAAUCAAUUCAACGGAAUGGUGGUAUCGGCUUCCAAAUUCCUGUGCAUUCAUUUGGGUUUGGUGCAGAUCAUGAUGCAGCCUCAAUGCAUUCAAUUUCUGAGCUAUCUGGGGGCACAUUUUCAUUCAUAGAAGCAGAGGGUGUGAUUCAAGAUGCAUUUGCACAAUGCAUUGGAGGGCUAUUAAGUGUGGUAGUGCAGGAGCUACAGGUCAAAGUUGAAUGUGUUCACCCAAGUUUGAAAAUUAGUUCUAUGAAAGCAGGCAGUUAUCAAACCAACAUUGUUGGCAAUGCUAGAAUGGGUUCUGUUGAUGUUGGAGAUUUGUAUGCUGAGGAAGAAAGGGAUUUUUUGGUGACAGUCAAUAUUCCAAUUGAUAGGUUUAGUGAUACAAUGUCAUUGUUGAAAGUUGGAUGUGUGUACAAAGAGCCGCUUACAAAAAAUGUGGUGACUUUAGAGAGAGCUAGUGAAGUAAAUAUACUAAGGCCUGAAAUAAUUGGAUCACAAGUGGUGUCCAUGGAAGUAGAUAGGCAAAGGAAUAGGCUUCAUGCAGCAGAAUCAAUGUCAGAAGCUAGAGUUGCUGCUGAAAAUGGAGAUCUAGCCCGUGCAGUCUCCGUAUUGGAUAGCUGUUACAAGUCAUUGUCAGAAACUCCAUCUGCACAGGCUGGUGACAGAUUGUGUGUUGCAUUAUGUGCUGAGUUAAAGGAGAUGCAAGAAAGGAUGGCAAGCCGACAAGUCUAUGAGUCAUCUGGAAGAGCAUAUGUUCUAUCAGGUUUGAGCUCACACUCAUGGCAGAGAGCAACUGCAAGAGGUGAUUCCACUAAUAGUACGAGCCUUCUACAAGCUUACCAAACUCCAUCCAUGGUUGAUAUGGUAACCAAGUCUCAGACAAUGUUGUUAGGGAAUCCAUCAUCUCGCUCAUCUCAUCGGAAACUCCGACAAGCUCUAUCAUUUCCGGCUGCUAGACCGCAACCGAGGUAACUGGCAGCAAUCUCGCCAAAGUUUCUCCUCACCCUACAUUCAUCUAUCAACAUCCAAGAACCUUUGUCUACUUAAAUUUUGUUUUUAAUUAUUAUUAUUAUUAUUAUUAUUUUUCUUUUGUUGUUUGGGAAUUGGGUAAAUUGGAAAGAGAGGGAGUUGGUUUUUUAUAUUAUGGGUAUAUUGUCCUUUUUUUGUUAAUGUAAAUGAACAAGAAUUUGGGGGAUAGCUAAGAGAUGAGUUGUUAAGAGGAAAAUGGUGAAAGGUAAAGGCGGGGUUAGGAUAUUUUACAGUCUCAUUAUGGGGUGAUGUAAAUAAGGAAAAUAUUGGUGUUUUUUUUUUCUCUUAACUUAGAGUAAGGGAUGGUAUAGCCAUGUAACUGUGGGGAUACUUUGGGGUGAAUUUUUCGCAUCAAUAUGUAAUAUAUCUGUUCUUCAUUCUUUACAAUUGCUCAACACAAACGUUUUAUA